This is a messenger RNA of Pseudogymnoascus verrucosus, 1593 nucleotides long. RefSeq lists its product as uncharacterized. The transcript has a single exon. Bases 1 to 1593 code for a protein of 530 amino acids. NCBI's taxonomy places the organism in Eukaryota, Fungi, Ascomycota, Leotiomycetes, Thelebolales, Thelebolaceae. The record is from RefSeq and is a predicted model, not a curated record.
AUGAAAUUAGCUCGCAGCCUGGCGGUUUUACUUAUCGCUGCUACAUCUGGAUCUGCAUCUUCAACAGGCAGUUUGAGACCUUCUCCCGCUCAGAGAUAUUCAAACUUGAUAAUUCGGUCUCUGCCAGACAUUUCUAUCAUCUCGAUAAAUAGCAGCCCUGUCUAUAAUUACUCAUAUCCUGCCAUUCCAUCGUCAAACACGCCCGUCUCUGGAGUUGAUUUCUGCAAUGUCACUAUCAUUCUUGAUCACCGUAGGGCAAACGACUCUGUUCUCGUCACUGUCUGGCUGCCUUUUAAGGGCUGGAAUGGCCGUUUUCAAGCCACAGGCGGGGGGGGGUUGGCUGCGGGCCUGUUCGAACCAGAACUUGCGCCUGCAGUUGCUGCAGGUUACGCUACGGCAGGAACAGAUGGGGGCUUGACCCUUGGCGGGACCAUCGAUGCAAACUCGGGUCUCUGGGUUCUGGGGAGUGAUGGAACACCGAGAGCCGAGCUAGUGAAGAACUUUGCGUACCGCUCUCAACAUGACCUGGCUAUUGUAGGGAAAGCCGUCACUAAACAAUUCUAUGGCACUAGUCCGAAGUACUCUUAUUGGAAUGGAUGCUCGACGGGUGGGAGGCAAGGCUAUUUUGCGGCUCAGAAAUACCCAGGCGAUUUCGAUGGAAUUUUAGCAUCUGCACCUGCACUUAACACGCCACAGUUAUCAGUAGCGGAUUUUUGGCCCUCGGUAGUGAUGGCAAAUUUGGUUGCGCCACCAAAGUGCGUUUUCGAGGCAUAUCAGGCCAACAUUAUCUUGACCUGCGAUCCCCUUGAUGGAGUCAAGGAUGGACUUAUUUCCAAUACCAAAAAAUGCAAUCUCGAUACCCAGGGACUGAUUGGCCAUAUCAUUACUUGCGACAGCGGGAACUUGACAAUCACCCAGGAGCAUGCACAUACAGUUUCUAAGAUCUUACAGGGUGCGACCUCUCUUUCAGGAAAUAAGCAGUGGUAUGGUAUUCCACCUGGUGCAUCCUUCAAUGGGCUUGCCAACACCAGUACAACCAACGGAACGACCAUCCCUGUUCCUUUCAGCUCUGCUGAAGCUUGGAUCAGGUAUUUUGUGAUGCAAGAUCCAGACUACGACACAGCUCACAUGACUUUUAAAGAGUUUGAUAAUGCAUUCUCGGCGUCCAUUGCGAAAUACAGCGGCAUUCUGGGAACGAAUGAGCCUGAUCUCACUGUAUUCUACAAAAGAGGAGGAAAGUUACUCACUUGGCACGGGUUGGCAGACCCGCUCAUCACGCAUGAGGGAACAGUGCGGUAUCGUGAACGACUUGAACAGAGAAUGGGAGGGCAAAAGAAAGUUGACGAGUUUUACCGGCUAUUUCUUGCUCCUGGAGUGGCGCAUUGUGGCGGCGGUAUUGGUCCUGCACCUCUCGACCCGCUUCAUGCCCUGGUUGAGUGGGUAGAAUCUGGAAAAGCGCCAGUUACUUUGGGCGCUACAGGCGUGGACAGCAACGGGACCACGUUGACACGCAAUCUCUGCAGAUACCCGCUUCUUUUGACAUAUGAUGGGAAAGGUGAUAUAAACAAUGCGGAUAGUUACUCGUGUGUAUAG